UAUCCCUGAAACUACCGGUCGCGCCAUGGUAGUCCAGAAGAAAGAAAGCGUGUUCAACACACUCAACGAAUGUGAAGUGGAAGAUAUUACUUUAGAGUUUUUCUACAAACCUCAUACCAUAACUUUAUUGAUUUUGUCAAUCAUUGGAGUGAUUUUUAUGUCCUUUAUUCGAGAUGACAAAUCGAUUGAUAGCAAUAUCUGUGCUGGAAUCUGGUGCGUUAUAUUUUUUUUAAUUCUUGUAUCUUUAUUGGCAUUCCCAAAUGGCCCUUUUGUGAGACCUCACCCAGCAGUCUGGCGAAUGGUAUUCGGACUAAGUGUUCUAUACUCAUUAACAUUGCUGUUUUUAUUAUUUCAAAAAUAUGAAACUAUUAAAGGAAUGAUAUUAUGGCUUGAUCCUAAUCUAAAAGAUUUYCGAAUCGAUAUGGAUAAAGAAUAUGGCGUUAACUGUUCAGAUAUCUCUAUAGAGAAGUUUUGGGCGCAUUUGGAUGUAUUUGCUGCUGGUCACUUUUUUGGAUGGGUAUCAAAAGCAAUACUAGUGAGACAUUAUGGAAUAUUGUGGUCAAUGAGUAUGAUGUGGGAAUUCACUGAAGUAAUGUUUUCUCAUUUAUUGCCUAAUUUUAAGGAAUGUUGGUGGGAUGCAUGGAUUUUAGAUGUUCUACUUUGCAAUGGAUUUGGUAUAUGGGUUGGAAUGAAAAUUUGCAAAAUGUUGGAAAUGAGGGACUAUAACUGGCCUGGUAUUAAAGAUAUYGACACAACUAAAGGUAAAAUCAAACGAGCUGCACUACAGUUUACACCAGCUAGUUGGACACCAGUUCGGUGGCUAGAUCCAAAUUCAUCAUAUAUGCGAUUUUUUUCUGUGUGCCAAAUGGUAAUUAUGUGGCAAGUAUCUGAACUGAAUACAUUCUUUUUGAAGCACAUAUUUGAAAUGCCACCAUCACAUCCAUUAGUUGUUGGCAGGCUUUUCUUUUUGAGUAUCGUAGUUGCACCAUCUACUCGUCAAUAUUAUACAUAUGUGACAGAUCCUAAUUGUAAAAGACUUGGGACACAGUGUUGGGUCUAUGCAGUCAUAAUGGUCACAGAGUCACUGUUGUGUAUAAAGAAUGGAAAAGAAUUAUUUCAGCAGACUGAAAUUUUUAACAUAUCAGUAUGGUUGAUGAUCAUGCUAUUUUUCUCYGUUGUGAGUGUAUUGGGUUUUUGGCAGGCUGAUUGGUUAACAGGAAAAAAAUUUGAUGCAGAUGUUGUUCCAAAUUCUAUUUCGAAUGAUAACAAUUUUGAAGAAGACUACAAAACUARCAAGAGCAAAACACUUUAAAAUUAUUUCCCUAAGUAGCAUUAGUUAGUAGAUGCCAAAUAUGUACCUAUAUUAGAAUCAUUAGAUGACAUUGCAAAUUGUAAACUUGAUAUAUGUGACCUAUUCCUUAAAAUAAUUAUUUUGGUAUUUAUUUAAAAAUAAUGGGACAUGUAUAUUUUAUUUAURAGUUCUUUACUAUCAGAUCUUGUAUUGUUAUUAGUUAUUGUAAUAACGUUAUGAUAAAAGACUUAUUUAAGCCUAGUCACGUUAUGUGUAUUUGUUAUUACCUAUUUUAAAUCAUUUUUCUUUAAAAUGAUAUUUAUUGUGAUACAAAAUAUCAAGUACUGAUAUUGUAAUAUUGUGUGUUUAGUGCAUAAAUAGGUUACUUGAACUACUCGUUUGUAUUUUUUUUUCGACUGUAUUGAUUUUUAAUUGUUCCAUAAUAAUAUUAAUAAACUCCACUGAAAAAAUAAAAAUAAACGUGUUGUAGAAUAAUUAAAGUAUACUUCAUUAUAAAUACUAUAAUACCUAGACGUUGAACAUAUUUUAAGCGUUUGCUCAAGGUAAUAAAAUUAGCAUAUUAAAAAACAAAUUAUGUUAUCAUAGUAUCCUAGUAUUUAUACCAUUUAAAUCAUUAUUCUACCUACAGAAAUAUUUUGCUUGUACUUUAAAAAAUUUAGAAUUAAUUAUUUUGAAUAUUAUAUUUAAAAUAGUGUAUUGCUAAUUGUUAUACUCAUUUGWCUAUCAUAUACUCUUACAUCUUCAAUAAUCGUGUUUCUAUUAAUAUCCAUGAGCUUUGAGAUGAAAAUAUAGUACAGUAGAAGCCGCUUAUUAGGAAAAUUUUGGACUUUGAUGUGUGUAUAUUAACUGAUUAUUUGUAAUAUGCGCUAAGCGAUUGGUUUUAUUUAUUAUAAAAAAAAAUAUUAUAAUUUUAAAAAUAGUAGCUAUAACGGAAAAAAAAAUUUUAUGUUUUGAAAUAUGUAUCUUCUGGCAAUGUCGUUUUACCAAAAAGUUGCCUUUUGCUCGUCUUUGCCCUUUUGGCUCUGUUAUUAUUGAGUGCGUAUAUGUGUUUGGGUAAGGAUCUUAAAUAAAACCCAGUCUAAUUCACUCAUUCCAAUAAAAUUUAAACCACAUUAAAUUCAGCUCUCCUCUGCCCUUCGUAGGUUUUAUAUUAUGUAUAGUAUGUACAAUGUAAUUAUGGUACAUUAGUUAUCUUAAAAUCAAUUAUCUUAUAUGCUCUUACAAUAAUCAGAUUGAUUUACAAUGUUUYAAUACACAAUCUGUCCUUAAAUAUUUUGUUUCAAUAAUGUGAUUCUAUAAAUUAUAUGUGUUCCUAAUAAGCGAUUUCUAUUGUAUAUAAAACAAAUUAUUUAUGUAUCAGUAAUUAAAUUUUAAGCUACACUUUUAACAGACAUUAUUUGGACAAUACUUUAAUAAUCAAAUUAAUUAUAUUGGCAUUUUCUUGUUGUGCUGUUUUUUUAAUCAUAARUUAAUAUUAUUAAAACAAUUAAAAUAGUAAAUUAAAAACCAAUUAGCAAACACUUGCAAUCAUGAGCAUAACUA
Molecule: messenger RNA, 2854 nt
Organism: Diuraphis noxia (Russian wheat aphid)
Lineage: Eukaryota; Metazoa; Arthropoda; Insecta; Hemiptera; Aphididae
Gene: Pss
Product: phosphatidylserine synthase 1 homolog l(3)77CDf
Biological process (GO): phosphatidylserine biosynthetic process
Molecular function (GO): L-serine-phosphatidylethanolamine phosphatidyltransferase activity
Source: RefSeq, a predicted model, not a curated record